GACUUCAGGCUCCUUUGCUAGUUCGUCAUCCAGAAACUGGAGACUUAUUGAUCAACUUUGACCCAAUGAUAUACCAAGUUAUCAGAGAAACAGACUGCCUUAUGAAAUUAGGAUUAGAUGUCCCAGAGACAGCAAAAAUAAUCAAACUUAGUGAAGAUAUAUUAAAGAGUACCUACGACAAAUUAAGGAUGGUUCUGGACGAAAAUAGUAAAUUACGAGACAGUGUCUUACCAAUCUUCAUGCCUUUAAUGACUAAUUUUAUCAAGAGAAUUGACAUAGCAUUGAAUCCAGCUUUAACAUUACUGUCAUGGACUUCAUUAAAUUUAGAUUCAUACUUCGCAAAUGUGCAGUCCGCUAUGAGAGAAUUGUCUUUACUUAAUAAACGUGUGAAUGAUAUUCGAGAAACUCGUAUUGAUUCUGUUCUCAAAGAAAUGAGUCAAACUAUGUUAUGUGAGUUACCUGAAGAUAAUCCUUGGACUAUUAAUGAAUGGUUAAAGACAUUCCAAUCACACACAGAAAGUUGUGCUAAGACUCUUGAUGCUAUGAGUAAGAAGAUAGAAGAAGCUGUUGAUGAAUUAAUUGAGUUGUUUCUGUCAGUCAGGCUUCAACAUACUGCUGUCUCUAAAACCAAAGAUGUUAGUUGUGAUGUAAUUCCCAAUGAAGAAGAACUUGAGUCAGAAGAUGAUACAAGUUCUAAUGUUGAAUUAGCAUCUGCUAUGUCUUUAACUGCUGAAGAAGAACAGCUCCUCCAAGAAGAAUGUCAGGAGCUUGUUAUGCAUUUCAAUCACAAAAAUUUGGAAGCAUUAUUAAAGGCCUCAAAAGGAAGCCUGGACAUCAUAAAAAAGAGGGUUUACUGUACCAGUGCUGUCAGUCGACGAACUACUAUGGGUUAUAGUGCUCCACCAAGAAAAGAAGUGAAGGGCAAUGCACUUUUUAAAGCUGAUAUAAAAUUAUGUAUUCCCAAUGUGGUCAUGCAACCCAGCCUUGAUGACAUACAGUUAGCAUUGAAUAAGGCGGCAGCGUUUGUUGUUGAAGUCAAUCGUGGUGUUGCCCAAUGGGGACAGAAUCGCUAUAAAGAUCCUGAAGUAGUCAUCAGAUUAUCAGAUCAGCAUACUACUAGAAAGGAUAACAUACCAAUUGAGGAUUCUUAUGAUGGAUUGGAACCUAUAGCACCACAGAAGCUGAACAAUUACUACAAGAGUAUUGCUGACCAUAAAGAUAUCAAUAAACUAGUCAUGAUGUUAUCAUCUGCUAUGAACUCCAUUCGACAAGAAGCUGGGGAAGCACUAAAGCAAUACAAUGAAUAUAAAUUCCUAUGGGAAGAAGAUAGAGAUCAAACUGUUAAGGAUUUUCUGACAACGGAACCUAUUCUAUCAGAUUGGAAAGCUGAAAUUAUGCGUUUUCAAAACCUAGAACAAGACAUUGAAGAAUUGAAACCUUCUGUGAGAGUUGGUGCUAUUGAAAUGUUUGCUGAGAAACAGGAAGCCUAUUCUAUGCUGAAUAAAUUUCAAGUAAAUGUCGCCAAGGAAGAAAUUGAUAGAGUGGACACUGUUCGCUAUUCAUUUAUUAAGUUGUCAUCUAGGGCUUGUACUGUACAGAGUGAAUUACUUGAAAUUCAACCUAAGUUUAAAACUGAGUUGUUGAAUUCUGUAGAGGUUUUCCAUACCAGUGUUGAUGAAUUUACAGUGUCAUAUGAAGAGGGUGGUCCUAUGUGUGAUGGCAUAACACCUCAAGAAGCAAGUGUUAGGCUUUCAGUCUAUCAGAGUCAUUUUGAUGAACUAUGGAGAAAGUAUUCCACUUACUCAGCUGGUGAAACACUGUUUGGAUUAUCAGAAACAGACUAUCCUUUCCUGAGUAAAACCAAGAAAGAACUCAACUUGUUACAAAAACUCUAUGGUUUGUACAAUGCUGUGAUUGAUGGCAUCAAUAGCUAUUCUGAUAUCUUAUGGAGUGAGGUUGAUAUUGAGAAGAUAAACAACGAGCUUCUGGACUUUCAAAACAGAUGCCGUAAACUUCCUAAAGCAAUGAAGGAAUGGGAUGCAUUCUUGGAUUUGAAGAAAAAGAUUGAUGACUUCAAUGAGACUUGUCCUUUAUUAGAAUCAAUGGCAAAUAAAUCAAUGAAAGACAGACAUUGGGAUAGAAUAACAGGAUUAACUGGUUAUACCUUUGAUAUUCAUUCUGAAACAUUUGCUUUGAAAGAUAUCAUGGAGGCACCAUUGCUUGCACAUAAAGAAGAUAUUGAGGACAUAUGUAUUUCUGCUGUGAAAGAAAAAGAUAUUGAAGCUAAGUUGUCACAAGUUAUUGCUGAGUGGAAUGCUCACAGUUUAUCAUUUUCAUCAUUCAAAACCCGUGGUGAAUUGCUGCUGAAAGGUGCAGAGACUGCUGAGAUUGUGGCUCUCAUGGAAGACAGUUUAAUGGUCUUAAGUUCUCUACUUAGUAAUAGUGAUAUAUUCUGCUGUAUCCCACCAAUACAUUCUGCUGCAACACUAGUGAUAUAUUCUGCUGUUCGUCUGCAUAUCAAAUCAUCCAAUGAUUUUGAAUGGCUAAAACAAGCAAGAUUCUACUUCAGAGAGGAAACAGAUCACUGCAUUGUGUCUAUCACAGAUGUAGAUUUCAUUUAUCAAAAUGAGUUCUUGGGAUGUACAGAUCGUUUGGUAAUCACACCAUUGACAGACAGAUGUUACAUCACUCUUGCUCAGGCAUUAGGUAUGAGUAUGGGUGGAGCCCCAGCUGGACCUGCAGGUACUGGUAAAACAGAGACCACUAAAGACAUGGGUAAAGCACUUGGCAAAUAUGUUGUUGUAUUCAAUUGUUCUGAUCAGAUGGAUUUCCGUGGUCUAGGACGUAUCUAUAAGGGCCUUGCACAGUCUGGAAGUUGGGGCUGUUUUGAUGAAUUUAACCGUAUUGAACUGCCUGUAUUAUCUGUGGCUGCUCAACAGAUUGCAAUUGUCCUAACUGCUAGGAAGGAAAGAAAGUCAGAAUUUAUAUUCACAGAUGGUGAUGUUGUUGAUAUUAAUCCAGAAUUUGGUCUUUUUAUUACUAUGAAUCCUGGUUAUGCUGGUCGUCAGGAACUUCCAGAAAACUUGAAGAUUCAGUUCCGUAGUGUUUCUAUGAUGGUUCCUGAUAGACAAAUCAUAAUGCGAGUAAAACUAGCUAGUUGUGGUUUUCAAGAGAAUGUCCUCUUAGCUCAGAAAUUCUAUACUCUAUACAAACUGUGUGAAGAACAAUUGACAAAACAGGUUCAUUAUGAUUUUGGUCUGAGAAACAUCUUAUCUGUGCUACGUACACUGGGAGCUAAUAAACGUGCAAGGCCUGAAGAUACUGAAUCAACCAUUGUGAUGAGAGUCUUAAGAGAUAUGAAUUUAUCAAAGUUGGUGGAUGAAGAUGAACCUCUAUUCUUAAGUCUUAUUAGUGAUUUGUUCCCUGGAAUUCAGCUUGAUAGUGCUACUUAUGAAGAUUUGCAAACUGCUAUAACACAUCAAGUUGAGGAAGCUGGGCUGGUCAAUCAUCCUGCUUGGAAUCUAAAACUUGUACAGUUGUUUGAAACACAACGUGUACGCCAUGGUAUGAUGACUUUAGGACCAAGUGGAGCUGGUAAAUCCUGUUGUAUACGGGUACUAAUGAAAUGUAUGGGGGAUUGUGGUGAGCCUCAUAGAGAGAUGAGAAUGAACCCUAAAGCUAUUACUGCACCACAGAUGUUUGGUAGGUUAGAUGUUGCUACCAAUGAUUGGACUGAUGGAAUCUUCUCAACUCUGUGGAGAAAGACUCUCAAGGCCAAAAAAGGAGAGCAUAUCUGGUUAGUACUUGAUGGACCAGUAGAUGCUAUCUGGAUUGAGAAUCUGAACAGUGUACUUGAUGAUAACAAAACUCUGACAUUGGCUAAUGGAGAUCGUAUACCAAUGGCACCAAACUGCAAGAUUGUUUUUGAAGUACAUAAUAUUGAUAACGCCUCUCCAGCUACUGUAUCACGUAAUGGUAUGGUUUUUAUGAGCGCUUCUGUAUUAGAUUGGCGACCAAUCUUGAAGGGCUGGUUGAAUAGUCGUCCACCUCAAGAAGCCGAUGUUUUACAAACUCAAUAUAACAAGAUAUUUGAUGAUCUCUAUACUUUUAUGAGUAUUAACCUACAUGCUAAAAUGGCUCUUCUAGAAUGUAACUACAUUAGACAGUCUUUAGACUUGCUACAAGGACUGAUUCCAAGCAAAGAUGAAGCUGGAAUACUAUCUGCCAAUCAUUUGGAGAAACUGUUCAUCUUUGCUUUGAUGUGGAGUCUUGGUGCACUGUUAGAACUGGAAGACAGGGCUAAGAUGGAAAAUUUUAUUGUAAAUCAUGAAAGUGUUCUAGAUUUACCUAAAAUUGAUCCAGGCAGUGGGCACACUAUAUUUGAAUUUGUUGUCAACAGCAAAGGUCAGUGGGAACAUUGGACUGACAGAGUAGAAGAGUAUAUUUACCCAUCUGAUUCAGUUCCUGAAUAUUCCAGUAUAUUAGUUCCUAAUGUAGACAAUGUCAGAAGCAACUUUCUAAUCGACACAAUUUCAAAGCAAAAGAAGGCCGUCUUAUUAAUUGGUGAACAAGGUACCGCUAAGACUGUUAUGAUAAAAGGCUUUAUGGCUAAGUAUGAUCCUGAUUCACAUAUCAGCAAGAGUCUAAAUUUCUCAUCAGCUACUGUGCCAAUGAUGUUUCAGCGCACCAUAGAAAGUUAUGUAGAUAAACGUAUGGGAAGUACAUAUGGUCCACCAGCUGGAAGAAAGAUGACAGUAUUCAUUGAUGAUGUUAAUAUGCCAAUUGUUAAUGAAUGGGGUGACCAGGUAACUAAUGAGAUUGUGCGUCAAAUGAUGGAAAUGGCUGGUAUGUAUAGUCUUGAUAAACCUGGUGAUUUUACCAAUAUAGUAGAUAUACAGUUCUUGGCUGCUAUGAUACAUCCUGGUGGAGGUAGAAAUGAUAUUCCUGAGCGACUCAAAAGACAAUUCUGUGUUUUCAACUGCACCCUACCAUCCAACGCUUCUAUUGACAAAAUAUUUGGUAUUAUUGGAUGUGGUUACUUCUGCUCAUCUCGCUUUUCUGAUGAAGUUGUCAAACUGACAGAUAAAUUGGUUGGUGCAACAAGAUGUUUAUGGCAAGCAACCAAGAUUAAAAUGUUACCAACUCCUGCUAAAUUCCAUUACAUCUUCAACUUGCGAGAUUUAUCACGUAUUUGGCAAGGUAUGCUUGUAGUAAAAGGAGAAGAGUGUGAUACUUCUAGUCUUCAACUCCAACUAUGGAAGAAUGAAUGUACCAGGGUUAUUGCAGACAGGUUUACCAAUGCUGAAGAUAGGGACUGGUUUGAGAAUGCUAUAACAAAGACAGUCAGAGAUCAGCUUGGUGAAGACUAUGUUAAAUAUGUGAAAGACGUGGAACCAUACUUUGUAGAUUUCUUACGAGAUCCACCUGAACCAACUGGUGAUGAACCAGACGAUGCUGAUCUGGAAGCACCUAAGAUUUAUGAAGUGAUACCAUCUUAUGAAUUUUUAGCAGAAAAGUUGCAGUUAUACAUGCAGAUGUAUAAUGAUACUGUCAGAGGUGCUCAUAUGGAUUUAGUAUUUUUCAAAGAUGCUAUGGUGCAUCUUGUUAAGAUAUCUCGUAUAAUUCGCACGCCUCGUGGUAAUGCUCUGUUAGUUGGUGUUGGUGGUUCUGGGAAACAGUCAUUAACAAGAUUAGCUUCUUUCAUUGCUGGAUAUAAAAUAUUUCAAAUCACUCUUACCAGGUCAUACAAUAUAAGUAAUCUGAUGGAUGACCUGAAAUUUUUGUAUCGUGUGGCUGGUGCUGAAGGAAACGGAAUCACCUUUGUCUUUACUGACAAUGAAAUCAAGGAUGAAGCUUUCUUAGAAUAUCUAAACAAUGUUCUCUCAUCAGGAGAGGUUUCAAAUUUAUUUGCACGUGAUGAGUUGGAUGAAAUAACUCAAGAAUUAAUACCAGUUAUGAAGAAAGAAUUUCCAAGGCGACCUCCAACUCAAGAUAAUUUGUAUGAUUACUUUAUUUCCAGAGCCACAAGUAAUCUGCACACAGUACUUUGCUUUUCACCAGUUGGUGAAAAAUUUCGUAAUCGGUCUUUGAAAUUUCCUGGCUUGAUUUCUGGGUGUACAAUGGAUUGGUUCAGUAAAUGGCCAAAAGACGCUUUAGUAGCCGUGUCCAACCAUUUCCUGUCCAAGUUCCACAUCACAUGUCCUGAUGAAACCAAGAAGCAAGUCAUACAAUCAAUGGGUGUUUUCCAUGAUGGUGUUGCUGAUACUUGCACUGAAUAUUUCCAAAGAUAUCGUCGCCAAACUCAUGUGACUCCCAAGUCUUACUUGUCAUUCAUUGAUGGUUAUAUGGUGAUCUAUAAACAGCAACAUGACAACAUCAAUGAGUUGGCUAGACGUAUGAAUACUGGAUUAGAUAAAUUGUUGGAAGCUACUCAAUCAGUUAGUGAAUUGGCUAAGGAACUAGUUGUUAAAGAAAAAGACUUGGCUGUGGCUUCUGUGAAAGCUGAUAAGACUCUCAAACCAGCUCACAUUUCAACUGUUAGAAAACUUGCUAAGCCACCACAUUUAAUCAUGCGUAUUAUGGACUGUGUGUUAUUACUGUUCCAACAAAGGCUUGGCCCUGUGGUUUCUGAUGCAGACAGACCAGGUCAUAUCAAACCAUCGUGGGGUGAUUCACUUAAGCUAAUGAGUGGUGGUGGAUUUCUUCAGAAUUUAAUGACAUAUCCAAAAGACUCUAUAAAUGCAGAGAUGGUGGAAUUGCUACAACCAUAUCUUGAUGCUGAAGAUUAUAAUCUAGCAUCAGCUAAGAAAGUUUGUGGUGAUGUUGCAGGUUUAUGUAGCUGGACACAAGCUAUGUCUUUUUUUUAUGGUAUAAAUAAAGAAGUACUGCCAUUAAAGGCUAAUUUGGCAAUACAGGAAGGGCGAUUGAAUAUAGCUAUGGCAGAAUUGGGUGCAGCACAGGCAACUCUAGAUGCUAAACAAGCAGAGCUGGAUGAAGUACAGGCUAAAUUUGAUGCUGCAAUGUCAGAAAAACAGGAACUGCUUGACAGUGCUGAAAGCUGUAGAAAUAAGAUGGAAGCAGCCUCAGCUCUUAUUAGUGGUUUAGGUGGUGAGAAGAUCAGAUGGACCCAACAGAGUAAAGAAUUUAAAGCACAAAUUGAUAGGCUGGUUGGUGAUGUUUUAUUAGCUACUGGAUUUUUAUCAUAUUCUGGGCCAUUCAACCAAGUGUUCAGACAGUUACUGCAAGACAAUUGGCAGAUGGAACUUAAUAACAGGCGCAUACCAUACACUGAGAAUUUAAACAUCACUGCAAUGUUAGUGGAUGCACCAACUAUUGGAGAAUGGAAUCUACAAGGUUUGCCAAAUGAUGAUCUGUCUGUUCAAAAUGGUAUCAUUGUCACCAAAGCCACCAGGUUUCCUCUAUUGAUCGACCCACAAGGACAGGGUAAAACAUGGAUCAAAAACAAAGAAAGCAAAAAUGGGCUACAGAUAACAUCACUGAAUCAUAAGUAUUUCCGUAAUCAUCUGGAAGAUGGUUUGUCAUUAGGAAGUCCAUUAUUAAUAGAAGAUGUUGCAGAAGAAUUAGAUCCUGCUUUAGAUAAUGUACUUGAGAAGAAUUUUAUUAAAUCUGGUUCUACAUAUAAGGUCAAAGUUGGUGACAAGGAAUGUGAUAUUUCUGCUCGUACAUCCAUCAUUGACUUCACUGUAACAUUGAAAGGAUUGGAAGAUCAAUUGCUUGGUCGCGUAAUUCAAACUGAGAAGCAGGAACUUGAAUCUGAAAGAGUUAAACUUAUGAAGGAUGUGACAGCUAAUAAAAGGAAGAUGCAAGAAUUAGAAGAUAAUCUAUUAUACAGACUUACAAGCACUCAGGGUUCUUUAGUAGAAGAUGUAUCUCUAAUCUCAGUGUUAGCAACAACCAAAGAAACAGCUGAAGAAGUAACUGAAAAGCUAGUAGUAGCAGCAGACACCGAGAUUAAAAUUAAUGAAGCCAGGGAAGAAUUUAGACCAGUGGCGACUCGUGGAAGUAUAUUGUAUUUCUUGAUUACUGAGAUGAGCAUGGUUAAUGUAAUGUAUCAGACAUCCCUCAAACAAUUCCUUGGUAUUUUUGACAUUUCUAUGGCAAGGUCUGAAAAGUCACCAAUACCAGCCAAAAGAAUGCAGAAUAUCAUAGAUUUUCUGACUUAUGAAGUGUUCAAAUACUCUUGUCGUGGUUUAUACGAGACACACAAGUUUCUUUUCACACUCUUAGUAACUUUGAAGAUUGAUGUGCAGAAUUCUUUUGUAAAACACGAAGAAUUCCAAGUGCUGAUUAAAGGUGGUGCUGCCUUAGAUCUUAGAGCAUGUCCACCAAAACCAUGUAAAUGGAUUAUGGAUAUGGUAUGGUUGAAUCUUGUGCAACUUAGUAAAUUACCCCAGUUUGGAGAUAUUCUUGGUCAGAUUCAACGAAAUGAGAAAACCUGGAAAGUGUGGUUUGAUACGGAUGCACCUGAAGAAGAGAUUAUACCAGAUGGUUAUAAUAGCUCCUUGGAUACAUUCAGAAAAUUACUGUUGGUCAGAUCAUGGUGUCCUGAUAGAACUAUGCCUCAAGCCAGGAAAUACAUUGCAGAUUCCAUGGGUGCCAAGUAUGCAGAUCCUGUGAUCUUAGAUUUAGAGAAAACAUGGGAAGAAGGCGACAUCCGCACUCCAUUAAUAUGUUUUCUGUCUAUGGGUAGUGAUCCUACUAACAAUAUUGAAGGAUUAGCAAAAAAAUUAAAAGUUGAAUGUCGUGCCAUUUCUAUGGGACAAGGACAAGAAGUCCAUGCCAGAAGACUGGUUUCACAGUCAAUGGCUGGUGGUGGCUGGGUUCUUCUGCAGAAUUGUCAUUUAGGUUUAGACUUCAUGGAUGAAUUGCUGGAAACUGUGCUCACUCAUGAACCAGUCCAUGAAUCAUUCCGUGUGUGGAUCACAACUGAGGCUCAUCCACAGUUUCCCAUUAGUUUAUUACAGACAUCUAUCAAAUUUACUAAUGAACCUCCUCAAGGAGUGAAAGCAGGUUUGAAGAGAACAUUUGCUGGAAUAACUCAAGAUCAACUGGACAUAAAUAGUCAGCCUCAGUGGAAACCCAUGCUAUAUGCAGUGGCCUUUUUACACACUACUGUCCAGGAAAGACGUAUGUUUGGUCCAUUGGGUUGGAAUAUUCCGUAUGAAUUUAACCAAGCUGAUUUAACAGCCAGUAUUCAGUUUAUUCAAAACCAUCUUGAUGACAUUGAUCCCAAGAAGGGUGUAUCCUGGAAUACCGUACGUUAUAUGCUAGGUGAAGUACAAUAUGGUGGAAGAGUUACUGAUGAUUAUGACAAAAGAUUACUCAAUACCUUUGCUAAGGUUUGGUUUUGUGAUCACAUGUUCCAUGACAGUUUCUGUUUCUAUACUGGUUAUAAAAUACCACAGUGUAAAACAGUCGGGGAGUAUAUGGAAUUUAUUGCAUGUCUGCCUUUGGUUGAUACGCCUGAAGUAUUUGGACUUCACACUAAUGCUGAUAUUACUUAUCAAAGUAAUACAGCAAAAGAGAUUAUGGAUACUAUUGUCAAUAUUCAACCCAAGGAAAGUGGUGGUGGAGGGGGUGAAACUAGGGAAACUAUUGUAUACAGACAAGCAGAUGAUAUGUUGGCUAAACUACCACCAGAUUAUCUGCCCCAUGAGGUAAAAGGCCGUUUGCAAAAGAUGGGAGCCCUGAGUUCAAUGAAUAUUUUUCUCCGCCAGGAGCUUGAUCGGAUGCAGCGUGUAAUUUCACUUGUUCGGCAGACUCUGUCAGAUCUGAAAUUAGCAAUUGAAGGAACCAUUAUCAUGAGUGAGAAUCUGCGGGAUGCUUUAGAUAAUAUGUAUGAUGCCAGAAUUCCAGCGUUAUGGAGAAAGAUAUCUUGGCAGUCUUCUACUCUAGGAUUCUGGUUUACAGAAUUAAUAGAACGUAAUACACAGUUUUCAAGUUGGAUAUUUGAAACAAGGCCUAAUGCUUUCUGGAUGACUGGAUUCUUCAAUCCUCAAGGUUUCCUAACUGCCAUGCGUCAGGAAGUGACAAGAGCACACAAAGGCUGGGCAUUGGAUUCUGUCACAUUACACAAUGAAGUUAUUAGAUCAUACAAAGAAGAUAUCUCUUCACCACCACAGGAGGGUGUAUAUGUUUAUGGUUUAUACUUAGAUGGUGCAGCAUGGGAUAGGCGUGGAUGUAAACUGAUAGAAUCCACACCCAAAGUAUUAUUCACCAUGUUAACAGUAGUACAUGUGUUUGCUAUUAACUCUACUGCUCCUAAAGAUCCUCGUCUUUAUCAAUGUCCAGUUUAUAAGAAACCAGGACGUACUGAUUUAACCUAUAUUACACCACUCUGGUUAAAAACUCAACAAAGUCCUGAUCAUUGGUGUCUCAGAGGUGUUGCUUUGUUGUGCGACAUCAAAUAA
Saccoglossus kowalevskii is the source of this 10430-nucleotide messenger RNA. RefSeq names its product dynein axonemal heavy chain 8-like. Gene Ontology annotation, biological process: microtubule-based movement. Gene Ontology annotation, cellular component: axonemal dynein complex. Gene Ontology annotation, molecular function: ATP binding; dynein light intermediate chain binding; minus-end-directed microtubule motor activity. Lineage: Eukaryota; Metazoa; Hemichordata; Enteropneusta; Harrimaniidae. The record is from RefSeq and is a predicted model, not a curated record.